AUGGCACAGCCUAAGAACUGGCCGGCAGGGCUCCCGUAUCUCUCAGCCCCGGCACACUCCCGGCUCCUAACCCCGGCCCAACGGCAGACCAUCAGCCAGAAGUCGGCAGAUCUGCCUGACAUCCCGGCGCAGGCCACGGUUCUCCCGAGCCCGUUGGUCAAAAUCACGCCCAUCACAGACGACACGCACCCAGCCAAGGGUCAGAGCGGUCUCUUCGCGGCGCGGCACCUCAAGCCGGGGACCUUUGUCUUGCCGUACCUGGGCACCGUACACCCAGAGAUGCCGUCCGAGUCAGACUACGACCUGUGGCUGGACCGGGAGGCCGAAGUCGCGGUUGACGCGGACAAGAGCGGCAACGAGGCGCGGUUCGUGAACGAUUAUCGGGGAAUUGCGGAGAGGCCCAACGCGGAGUUUCGCGAGGUUUGGUGUCAAAGAUUUCGGCAGCGGUGUAUGGCGGUUUGGGUGCUGCCUGAAGGGAAGAAUGGUCGUGGGAAGGGGGGCAUCGGGAAAGGGGAGGAAAUCUUGAUUAGUUACGGCAAGGGGUUUUGGGGGACUCGGAAGAACGAGCAGGGUUGA
Colletotrichum spaethianum is the source of this 576-nucleotide messenger RNA. RefSeq lists its product as uncharacterized. Lineage: Eukaryota; Fungi; Ascomycota; Sordariomycetes; Glomerellales; Glomerellaceae. Gene Ontology annotation, molecular function: protein binding. Bases 1 to 576 code for a protein of 191 amino acids. The record is from RefSeq and is a predicted model, not a curated record. The transcript has a single exon.